Molecule: messenger RNA, 1188 nt
Organism: [Candida] anglica
Lineage: Eukaryota; Fungi; Ascomycota; Pichiomycetes; Serinales; Debaryomycetaceae
Source: the annotation of a GenBank genome assembly
AUGACUUCGGAUUCUCCUCUUAUUAUAUACCAGGGGAAAGCAUACCCAAUCGAUGAAGUUCCUGCUAAUCUUGCCACUUUACUUUUGGAAACUCUUACGUUGAGACAAUCUCAACAAUCUAAACCAUCGAUUGAUCAAAUCCACAGUGUGAAAGAUUUUGAAGCAAUUGCUCAAAAUGCUUUAAAACCCGAUGUAUGGAGUUACUAUAGAACAGGUGCAGAUGAUGAAAUCACCUUGAGAGAAAAUAUUGCUGCAUUCCAAAGAAUUUAUUUCCGUCCUAGAAUUCUUCAAAAUGUUUCUGAAGUUGAUCAAAGUACCACAAUGUUGGGGACUAAAACUUCAGCUCCAUUUUAUAUUACCGCCUUUGCUCAAAGUAAUUGGGGUCAUCCACUUGCUGAAAAGAACUUGACAUGGGCAGCUGGUGAAACAAAUUUAAUUCAAAUGAUUCCGCUGAUGUCUGGAUUCCCAUUUGAUGAAAUUGUAGAUGAAGCUACGACAAAUCAGGAACUUUGGCUUCAAAUUUAUGUUGAUGCUAAAAGAGAGGCAACUGAAAAACUUAUAUCAAGAGCCCAAGCACGUGGAAUCAAGGCAAUUUUCUUUACUGUGGACACUGCACAACUUGGAAACAGAGAAUCUCAAUCUAGAACUGAUGGAGUUCCAUUCAGUGUGUUGUUACCACAAGAUCCUUCUUUAGAUUGGGAAGAUAUCAAAUACUAUAAAAGUAGAUGUCCUGAUAUUAAGAUUAUUUUGAAGGGAGUACAAUGUGUUGAAGAUGCUGUUAAGGCAGUAAAUUAUGGAGCUGAUGGUAUUUUAAUUUCUAACCAUGGAGGUCGUCAAUUAGAUACCUCUAGAUCAUCUAUAGAAGUCUUGGCUGAAAUUAUGCCAGAAUUGAAACAUCAAAAUGUAUCUAAAGAAUUUGAAGUCUUUAUUGAUGGUGGGGUAAGAAGAGGUACUGACAUUGUCAAGGCGUUAUGUUUAGGAGCAAAUGGUGUUGGGCUAGGUAGACCUUUCUUAUAUGCCAUGUCGGCAUACGGCAAAGAAGGUGUCAUUAAGGCCAUCAACGUAUUAAAGAAUGAAAUUGAUUGUUGUUUAAGAUUAUUGGGGGUAAGAAGUAUAGAGGAAUUACAUCCCGGUUUAAUUGAUGUUGGAGAAGUGAAUAGAAAUAGAACUACAAUUAUGGAUAAUUGA